Mercurialis annua (annual mercury) is the source of this 839-nucleotide messenger RNA. RefSeq names its product MLP-like protein 423. Gene Ontology annotation, biological process: defense response; abscisic acid-activated signaling pathway. Bases 223 to 672 code for a protein of 149 amino acids. NCBI's taxonomy places the organism in Eukaryota, Viridiplantae, Streptophyta, Magnoliopsida, Malpighiales, Euphorbiaceae. The record is from RefSeq and is a predicted model, not a curated record. Gene Ontology annotation, molecular function: signaling receptor activity; abscisic acid binding; protein phosphatase inhibitor activity. The transcript is spliced from 2 exons.
GUUAUCUAAUAUGUUUAUUUUUAAAUGGUCAAUGUUAAACAAAUUAAAAUGAAUGGUAAUUUGAAAAAGAAAGUAACUUUGUUUUGUAACAAAAUAUCUCUAGAAAGACCCCUACUACCUCUAUGACACUAUAUAAUCAACAACAUUUCAGUAUUCCUAAAUAUUAACUACACUAAUUAAAAUCCCAUUUUUAAUUCAUUAAUCUUCUUGCAUAAUUCAUCAAUGGCUGCCAGUGGAACACUUGAUGUAGAGGUUGAGAUCAAGUCUUCUCCAGAUAAAUUCUGGAAUACCAUUAGAGACUCUACCACUACAUUCCCUAAAUUAUUGCCUGAUCGGUACCAGACCAUUGAGGUACUCGAAGGCGACGGCAAGGCUGCUGGCUCAGUCCGUCUCUUCACUUACGGUGAAGGUUCUCCACUUGUGAAGAUAUCAAAAGAGCGGAUUGAUGUUAUGGAUGAAGCAGAAAAGAAGGUAUCUUACAGUGUGAUCGAAGGCGAUCUCCUAAAACACUAUAAGGUUUUUAAGGGUCAUAUAAUUGUUCUUCCAAAGGAAAAUGGGAGCUUAGUAAAAUGGAGCUGCGAGUAUGAGAAAGCAAGCGAUGAUAUUGAAGUUCCGAAUAUUCUUAUGGAUUUUGCUGUCAAACAUUUCAAGGAUAUUGAUGAACUUAUUUAGGAUCAAAAGGUAUAAAUUGAGCAAAAUUCUCUUCUAAAUCCGGGUUUAUGGUAGACCAAUUUCAUACGAGUGAACUUCACAAUUUGAAUUCAAGUAUAAUAUAGUUUACGAGAUGAAGAACCAGUUUUAGAUGGGAAAUUUCUAUAUUGCUAGUAAAAUAAUGGUGU